Gossypium raimondii (Peruvian cotton) is the source of this 1572-nucleotide messenger RNA. RefSeq lists its product as uncharacterized. Bases 905 to 1327 code for a protein of 140 amino acids. The transcript has 9 exons. The record is from RefSeq and is a predicted model, not a curated record. NCBI's taxonomy places the organism in Eukaryota, Viridiplantae, Streptophyta, Magnoliopsida, Malvales, Malvaceae.
CCCUCUUCUUCUCAUAUCCAUGGAGCGCCCUAAAUGCCCCCAAAUAAAAGUUUGUACUUAAUUCUUUUUCCCUUUCAAUCUCAAAAUUUGCCCCCAAAUUUCCCAUUUUCCCUUUCAAUCAGAUAUUUCUGAAUAAGAAAAAGAAAAAUCAGUACUUUCUUUCCAUUGAAGAACUAGAAAUGAAACAGGAUUUCAAGGGAAAAUGUCAAGAGAAAAACUAAGAAGAGUCGCACUUCCUCCUGUUCAAGAGGUGUUCUUUUUUAUUUCUAUUGCUUUCAGUAUAUAUUUUUUUGAUUAUUUCUGUUGAUAAUAGUUGUAGGAGUUUGAGUGGUGAUUCUUUACGAGGUGUGGAGUUGCUGGUGCUACGGCGGAAGAGGAGAAUGGAGUGACAGUUGUUGAGAUGAAUGCUGGAAAGCGGAGACGGGGAAGAUUGCCGAUGAAUCAAGUGAGAACCACGUCGUCAUCGGCGGCGCCGCCACUGCUUCAAAGGAAGGAUGAGGAUGAUGAAGAAGAUGUUUGUUUUAUAUGCUUCGAUGGCGGCAGUCUCGUGCUUUGUGAUCGACGAGGGUUGCUGAUGAGAGGGCAACAAAAGCUGCAGAGCUUGAGCAGAAGGUGGCACUUCUUGAGAAUUGCAAGACAUGGAAGCUCGUUUUCGUCGUGGACAAAAGAAGUCCCCAGAAGAAGCAAAUCAAAUGCUUCAGAUGCAGGCAUGGCAGGAAGUGGAGCGUGCACGCCAAGGUCAAAGAGAUGCUGAGAGCAAGCUCUCUUCAUUAGAGCUGCAGGCUGAAGUGCAGAAAAUGAGGGUUGAAAUGGCUGCCAUGAAGAGGGACGCUGAGCAUUAUUCACACCAGUCGCAUUAUUUAACACCAAAACCCAUAUUUUACGGGUUUUUCAAAGAAGAAAAAUGCUGAGAAUAGAUGGUCUCUGCAAAAAGAUGGGCUACAAGGACGCCAAGUUACUGAUGCUUUACGGGGGAAGAAGUUCUAUUAAUAGGUAUUUACAAUGGAAGAGUGGUAAGGUUUGGAGCAAGUCAUUUUCAGCUGGGGAUGAUUCUUGUAAUUCUUGUUCUGAAUUGGAGGAUUUAUAUCUCAUUCUCAUGCAACAUGCUACCACUUGGGUGAUACAGGUUAAAAAGUUGCAGCAGCAGUUGCAGGAAGAGACCGAUUUGCACUUAGCUCUAGCAAGUGCUGUUGAACAUUGUGGUUCACCUUCUUCUAGUUCUCCAGGCAAGCUUCCAGAUAAGGCCCAGGAGCUUUUAGAUAGCAUAACUGUUCUCGAGAUUACCAUAGCAAAGUUACAGCAAGCAUUACACCAGGGACUGUGUUAAUUUUGUUGGCUGGAAGGUUUAUGGGGAAGAGAGUUGUUUUCUUGAAGCAACUUACUUCUGGGCUCCUUUUGGUCACCGGUGGGCAUUACAUAUUUUACUGCUAUCCUUGUUUCGUCAUUGAUUUGCUUACUGCUUGAAAAUAUUGGAUGUAUGAUAUAUGUUAUUCAAUUGCAAGCUGGAUAUAUGAACAUGUUUGUUAAAACCCUUGUUAUUGAUUUCUGCAGUAUUACUUCCAUAGUUUCUCA